Molecule: messenger RNA, 4195 nt
Organism: Oreochromis aureus
Lineage: Eukaryota; Metazoa; Chordata; Actinopteri; Cichliformes; Cichlidae
Gene: itga11a
Product: integrin, alpha 11a
Exons: 30
Coding region: 82-3660 (1192 amino acids)
Biological process (GO): cell-cell adhesion; cell-matrix adhesion; integrin-mediated signaling pathway
Cellular component (GO): external side of plasma membrane; integrin complex
Molecular function (GO): integrin binding
Source: RefSeq, a predicted model, not a curated record
GCCUCAGCCCACCACUUACACCCUCACAGCAGUCAUCACUCGUACACCAUCACACUGACGCACGCUUGCACCGCAGACCAUAUGGAGUACUACUGCUUUCUCCUGCUUUGGAUCUACAGCCAGCAGCUGGGGUUCCACGACUGCUUUAACAUCGACACAAAGAAAUACAGGAUCAUUAAAGGCCCUAAACAAGCACAGUUUGGAUACACUGUUCAGCAACAUGUGGCUGCUGGAGGAGAAAAAUGGUUAUUAGUGGGUGCCCCUUAUGAAAUGAACGGUGCUUACCAGACGGGGGAUGUUUAUAAAUGCUCACUGAGCAAACGAACCAACGGCAAUGGUUGCGCCAAGCUCAAUUUAGGAAGGAUAUCUCUGACAAACGUAUCAGAGCGAAAGGACAAGAUGAGACUGGGAAUGACGCUUACAUCUAACCCUAAAGACAACAGCUUUGUGGCCUGUGGACCAUUAUGGUCGUAUGAGUGUGGAAGCUCGUACUACAGCACUGGCAUAUGCUCCAGAGUCAAUGCAAGCUUCAAGUUCUCCAGAACAAUCGCCCCUGCCUUUCAGAGGUGUGAAACCUACAUGGACAUAGUGAUUGUUCUCGAUGGCUCAAACUCCAUCUAUCCCUGGUAUGAAGUGCAGGCUUUUCUCAUCAACAUUCUUCAGAAGUUCUACAUUGGGCCCGGUCAAAUACAGGUUGGAGUUGUGCAGUAUGGUGAGAAGGUUGUCCAUGAAUUCAAACUCAGUGACUACAAAUCAGUAGAGGAAGUAGUGAAAAGGGCACGCAGUAUCGACCAGCGGGGUGGUGAGGAGACCAACACAGCUCUGGGCAUCAACACAGCACGCUCACAAGCUUUCAAACACGGAGGACGACGUGGGGCCAAGAAGGUGAUGAUUGUGAUAACUGACGGAGAGUCACAUGACAGUGCUGAUCUCCAGCAAGCCAUUGAGGACAGUGAGAAGGACGGGAUCACCCGCUAUGCCAUUGCUGUUCUUGGCUACUACAACCGCAGAGGAAUCAACCCCGAGGCCUUUCUCAAUGAAAUCAAGUACAUUGCCAGCGACCCGGAUGACAAACACUUCUUUAAUGUGACAGAUGAGUCAGCGCUGAAGGAUAUUGUGGACGCACUUGGAGAGCGAAUCUUCAGUUUGGAAGGAACCAGUAAGAAUGGGACAGCGUUUGGCCUCCAGAUGUCUCAGGCUGGAUUUUCCGCUCACAGCCUUGAGGAUGGGACUCUGGUGGGUGCUGUUGGGGCUUAUGAUUGGAACGGAGCUGUAUUGAAGGAAACACGACAGGGGAAGGUGGUCCCUCCUAAGUUGUCCUAUGCUCAGGAGUUUCCCGAAGAGCUCAAAAACCACGGUGCCUACUUGGGGUACACUGUGACGUCUGUGGUGUCAGCCAGAAAUGGUCGUCUGCUCGUAGCGGGUGCUCCACGAUUUAACCACACCGGCAAAGUGAUCAUCUUCACACUCAAGAACUCAGGCAACCUCACCAUCCUCCACUCCCUCAAAGGCCAGCAGAUUGGCUCCUAUUAUGGCAGUGAGAUUGCACCUGUGGAUAUCGACGGAGACGGUAUAACUGAUAACCUUCUGGUGUCAGCACCGAUGUUCUUCAGCGCAGGCUUGGAGAAAGGAAAGGUCUACAUCUACAGAGUCACAGAGCUGAAUCGUUUCUUCCUUGAAGGAUCGUUGGAAAUUCACAACGGUGUCCAGAACGCUCGCUUUGGCUCUUCACUUGCUCCUGUCCCUGAUCUGAAUGGUGAUGGGUUCAAUGACUUGGUGGUGGGAGCUCCACUGGAAGAUGAGCAUAAAGGAGCCAUUUAUAUUUUCUUUAGCCAACAAAACAGAAUACUACGCAAAUAUAAACAGAGAAUAGCAGCUGCAGAUUUGGCUCCUGGCCUGCAGUACUUUGGCCGCAGUAUCCAUGGCGUAAUGGACAUGAACGAUGAUGGUUUAGUGGACCUAGCUGUAGGCUCCCUCGGUGCUGCUGUUCUACUUUGGUCCCAGAGCGUUGUUCGUAUUUAUACCACUGUGAGGUUUGAGCCCAGUAAGAUCAACAUCUUUGUGAAAGACUGCCAGAGAGGUGGCAAAGACGUGACCUGUAUGUCAGCCAUUGUAUGUUUCAACAUCACAGCCAGGACAGCCAUUUCUCCCACACAGGAAAUUGGGAUCAAGUACAAUGUCUCUAUCGCGGAGAAACGUUACAAUCCUCGGGCGAUGUUGGAUAACCCGAAUAAGAUGCAGCCUCAAAACUUGACCCUGCUUCCGGGAGAAGAGACCUGCGAACACAUCUACUUUCACGUCAUGGAAACGACCGACUACGCCAGACCCAUAGUGUUCACUGUACAAGUGGCACUACAAGAUCCAGAAAACGCACCAGUUCUAGAUGACAGCUGGCCUACUGUGGUGAAGACUGAGCUGCCCUUUUGGAACGGCUGUGACGAGGACGAUCGCUGCAUCCCUGACCUGGCGCUGCAGAGCAUGAAUGACCUGAUGACUCCAAAACAGUUCUGUGCACAGUCCAUACAGUCUCGUGGUGCCUUCUGUCGCCGCCAAAGCGAAGGGGAGACGGAGGGAUCUCUGAGGGUGCUAGAGGCAACCAGGCGGAGGAUGGUGGUGGAUGUUCGGCUGGAGAACAAAGGAGAGAACGCAUACAACGCUCGCCUCAACAUCACCUACACACCCAAUCUGCACUUUUCUAGCCUCAUUGUCAAGGACAACUCGGACAUCAAAAUAGAGUGCUACAGCCAGGACAAACUGAGGAAUGAGAAGCUCUGCAAUGUCAGCGCACCCUUCAUGAGGGCCAAAACACAGGUAACAUUUCGCCUGGAGUUCGAAUUCAGUCGCACUACCUUCCUUGAUCAUCUCCGGGUUAUCCUGGAGGCCAACAGUGACGGUGAAGAAAAUAGCAAAGCCGAUAAUUUCAAUGAUAUCUAUUACUCGCUGAAGUACGAGGCAGACCUUCUCUUCACCAGGGAUUCUAAUCCGACUCGAUAUGAAAUCAAACCAGAGCUGUCACUGGAGGAGCCAGGCAUCAUCGGUCCUCCUUUCAACUUCACCUUCCAAAUCCAGAAUCUUGGAUACUUUCCGGUAAAGGAUUUGCAGCUGAACAUCGAGAUCCCAGAAAUGACAAAAAACGGCAACCAGCUCCUGCAGAUAUCCGACUUCCAUAUUGACCAGAGAGAUGGUACGCACUGUUUACCACCUCAGCAUGUGGCACAGAGCAGGGCAUCACCUGAAGACCUGUCACGCUUCUCCAGCUUGAACCGAUCCAACACACUAACUCUUCCAAUUCAAUGCACAGUCAAUGUGGCUUACUACAGAGAUGUUGCCUUUAGAAUCACUGGAGCACUUAGAAUAGAUACCUUACACGCGCUGAAGUUUAAAAUCCUGGAACUGGUGACCAGUGCAUCAGUGGAGCUCCCCUCCUCCAGCCCCAUGUUUUUACAUGAAGAGAGGCCUGUCAGACAUAUAAUACUGGAGAUCAGGAAGGAGGGAGAUUACAGAAUUCCUACUUGGAUUAUCAUUGGAAGCACGCUGGGAGGACUCUUAUUGUUAGCCCUGCUCAGUCUCGCUCUAUGGAAACUUGGAUUUUUCCAACGGCAAAAGAGAAGAGAAGAGGAUGAGCAGGAGGUCAACGGCAAAGUGGCAGAAGAGCGAUAACGCAGGCUGAGGGCCCCCAGCAGACACCCUUUCCACAGGGGACCCGACACUCAGGGACCAAUCCGCCUCCCCCCACAUGCUCCCUACCGCUGCAGUGGCACCGCGUACACAGCUCCACACGAUCAUUAUUGCUGAAGAAAGGCUUUUUCAGUGCACUGGAUCUGUCCUGCGCCUCAACCCCUGACCCCCAACAAUCAGCACUGUCACACUCACUUAGCAUUCCUGCACUGUUGCGACAUUAGGGCCUUCUGUGUCUGUCUUCCACUGGCCUGGAUGUCAUCUCUUCAGAGAUCUUGGAGCUCUAAUUGCCUCGGUUUCUGGCCGGAGCUCUGGUGGUUUUUCUGUCCGUUUUCUACAGAAGAAUAGAGCCACUUUCAGUCGAUCUGUUUCAAGAUUUUCAGGCCACUAUUUGCAUUUCAGGCAAAUGUUAGCCAGUCAUUCUUUUGUCUUUUCCUGAUGUGUAGGCUAUUUAUUUAACUCCUAUGGUAAAGUACAUGAAAAAAAAAAACCUCAAGGGUGUUUUCCCACCCAAAAG